CAGGCGCGAAGCGCGCGGGCGGCAUGGGGACUGCGACUGCAGCGGCUGCGGCGGCCGGGGAGGGGGCGCGCAGCCCGAGCCCCGCGGCCGUGUCCCUCGGCCUCGGCGUGGCUGUGGUGUCGAGCCUGGUGAAUGGGUCCACCUUCGUGCUGCAGAAGAAGGGCAUUGUGCGCGCUAAGCGGCGAGGUACCUCCUAUUUAACAGACAUUGUAUGGUGGGCUGGCACCAUUGCAAUGGCUGUCGGCCAGAUUGGAAACUUCCUGGCUUACACGGCGGUCCCCACAGUCCUCGUAACUCCUCUGGGUGCCCUUGGAGUGCCAUUUGGGUCCAUUUUAGCCUCUUACCUUCUGAAGGAAAAGCUCAACAUCUUGGGCAAAUUGGGGUGCCUGCUAAGCUGUGCAGGUUCCGUCGUGCUGAUUAUCCACUCCCCAAAGUCUGAGAGCGUGACGACGCAGGCUGAGCUGGAAGAGAAGCUCACCAAUCCAGUGUUUGUGGGCUACCUGUGCAUCGUGCUGCUCAUGCUACUGCUGCUCAUCUUCUGGAUUGCUCCGGCCCACGGGCCCACCAACAUCAUGGUCUACAUCAGCAUCUGCUCCUUGCUGGGGAGUUUCACCGUGCCUUCCACAAAGGGCAUAGGGCUGGCGGCCCAAGACAUCUUGCACAACAACCCAUCCAGCCAGAGAGCCCUGUGCCUGUGCCUGGUGCUCCUGGCCGUGCUGGGCUGCAGCAUCAUUGUCCAGUUCAGGUACAUCAACAAGGCACUAGAGUGCUUCGACUCCUCUGUGUUUGGGGCCAUCUACUACGUAGUAUUCACCACUCUGGUCCUGCUGGCGUCAGCCAUCCUCUUCCGGGAGUGGAGCAAUGUGGGCCUGGUGGAUUUCCUGGGUAUGGCCUGUGGAUUCACGACUGUCUCUGUGGGGAUCGUUCUUAUACAGGUGUUCAAAGAGUUCAAUUUCAACCUCGGGGAGAUGAACAAAUCCAACAUGAAAACAGACUAGGAUGCGGCCAGGGGUUGGGGGCUGGAGGAGCAGGACUUGGAGGUGGUUCCUGGUCUAGACUGGAUGUGAAGUGGCAGAGACCCUCAAUCCCUGGUGUGAGAGUCACCCGUGCACUCACAGGUGGCCUAGCGGACACGAGGAGCCUAGCUCCACACCGGCCAGGCCCAGCCCUGAGGAGCCCAGACCUCUCAGUGGUUGCCUGGGCGUCGUCUCUCUCUGAUGAGAUGAAUGUCAUUUUCAUUUCCAUUAACCUGGAAGCUUUUGUGACUACUCUUUCCUUUUAAAAUAUUUUAACAUGACCUAAUCAGAAAAGAAAGGUGAGGGCCGGGGAUUUAGCUCAGUGGUUUCGCCGCCUGCUGCGCAAGUGCAAGGACCCGAGUUCUAUCCCCGGUACAAAAAAAAAAGAAGUUCUAGAAAAGAAAGGUGGGCUCUUUCUGGUUAGUCUUUGCAGGAGAGCAAAUGUCCUUAGAAGAUUACUUUGGAAGCAGGAGAAAUUGUCUUGAAAUCUGGCUCUGUACAGUAAAUGUGACUAUAGUUGUGUUAGUUUGCAUUAAGCAUGUAUAAUAUUCAGGAACCUCAUUCAAAUAGGAGGUAUAUAUUGAAUUGUUUUUAAUUCUCUAACAAAUCAGCUCUCGCCUGCACUCAUCCCGAGACAUCUUACUAGCAAGUAGAGAAGAGUUAGUGAAUGUGAUGCAGUAUUCCAUUGGCAGGGUGACUUUUCAGUAGCUCAAAUCAAUUUCAGUGCCUUUAUCACUUGAAUUAUUCACUUAAUUUGACUAUUACUAUGUGUAUGUUCUCUUAGAUUAGAAUAAUGCCACUUCCUUGGUUAUAUAUUUAUAUUUCAAUGUUCAGAUUACAAAUAUGUAAAGCAGUUAGAAAUAAUAUAGUCAGUGGAAGAUAGUCAAAACUAAAGACACAUUAGGGCAAAUGGACCCAUUCAGCAUGUAGUUAUUUUCUAAUUAAAGACAACUAAUUAAGUAGCAUGAGGCAUUUUAUUUUCAUUCAACUUGUGUAACUAGGGUCCAGUAUCAAAUAUAUUUACAUUGUUUUUCACCAAGCAUUUGUGACCAUUUGGAAGAAAUAAACUCCUUAAUAAAAAGUUACUACAUGAAGGAAUAAUUGUUUAAUAGCACAUAUACUGACUGUCCUUCAAUACAGGAGCAAAUUAAAGCGCAUAGGUAAGCUUAAGACAGAUUCUACAAAUUACAACACACGUAGUUUUAAAGGAAUGUAUAUCAAAGAUGGAAAUAGCUCAUUUAGCCCUCUCAUUGUUUGGGGUCUCAUCCAAAAGUUUUUUACCCAACCUUUCAGACUUCUUAAGCAUACACAAACACCAGGGUUUCAUCCUCAGAACCAAAAACAAGAUGAAACAAAAUGAAAGACUACCUAAAUAGCCAAUAAUUGUGGCAGGUUUUGCAUCAAAAAGAUCAUUUUUCUGUCUGUAGUAACCUUCCAAGUGUAUUAAAUUGGAGCAAAGCAUGGAGUGAUGCAAAUCAACAGUGAUGUUGUGUACUUCUCCAGCAGCGUCCCACCUGAAUGGGGACAUGUGCCACACCCAAGAUUCGGUCAAGUAGAGCAGAGCAGGGACCAUGAAAGUUAGUGAUACCCAGUUAAAGUUACUCACUAAGGCAAAACUGUGCUUCUCCAGGCAGAAACAACAUUUCUAAAAUAAAGACCCAAGGAAUAGUUCCCUAAAGUAUUGAACAAAGAGGCUAAAUAAAAUAAGACUCGUUUAACAUAAGGCUAAACAAUACUGUAUGAAUUAAAAGUACAUGUGAUAA
Heterocephalus glaber (naked mole-rat) is the source of this 2779-nucleotide messenger RNA. It is a transcript of the gene Nipa1, whose product is annotated as NIPA magnesium transporter 1. The record is from RefSeq and is a predicted model, not a curated record. Gene Ontology annotation, cellular component: membrane. Lineage: Eukaryota; Metazoa; Chordata; Mammalia; Rodentia; Bathyergidae. Gene Ontology annotation, biological process: magnesium ion transport. Gene Ontology annotation, molecular function: magnesium ion transmembrane transporter activity.